Messenger RNA from Petromyzon marinus (sea lamprey), 1269 nucleotides. The record is from RefSeq and is a predicted model, not a curated record. NCBI's taxonomy places the organism in Eukaryota, Metazoa, Chordata, Hyperoartia, Petromyzontiformes, Petromyzontidae.
CCUGUGUCUCCCUGUGUCUCUCUGUGUCUCUCUCUGUGUCUCUGUCUCCCUGUGAGUAGCUCAAGAAGCACGUGAGGGGGUUCCACUCUGAGAAGAUUUUCCAGUGCUCUCAGUGUGACAAGGCCUUCUGUAGGCCUGACAAGUUGAAGCUUCACAUGCUGAGACACUCUGACCAGAGAGACUUCCUGUGCUCCAGUUGUGGCAAGCAGUUCAAGCGUAAGGACAAGCUAAAGGAACACAUGCAGCGCAUGCACAACCCGGAGAGGGAGAUGCUCCUUCGUGUCGCUGUUCGCCAACACAAAACCAAACGAUUCCGCCCCAAGGUGGCACCCCACGACUUUGAGAGCUUCAUAUUCAAGUGUCGCCUGUGCUUGAUGGGCUUCAGACGACGUGGGAUGCUGGUGAAUCACCUAUCCAAGAGACACCCAGAGAUGCCCCUGGCUGAAGUCCCUGAACUGACACUGCCCAUCAUCAAGCCUAACAGAGAUUAUUAUUGUCAGUACUGUGACAAGGUCUACAAGAGCGCCAGCAAGCGGAAAUCUCACAUCCUGAAGAAUCAUCCCGGCUACGAUCUCCCCCCCAGCAUCCGCAAGCUCCGACUGGGCCUCACCGGCAUCGGUAGCGGCGGAGUUCCCGGUGGGGCUGUGCCGGGAGAGUCGGACGCUUCGCUGUGUACCCACACGCAGCUCACCGGCACCGUGGCUAGCGCCCCCGUCUGUUGCCCGCAUUGCAGCAAACAGUACAGCAGCAAGGUUGUGGUGGUGGUGGUGGUGGUGCACUCAGUUAGAUAGUUAUACACUCAGUUAGAUAGUUAUACACUCAGUUAGAUAGUUAUACACUCAGUUAGAUAGUUAUACACUCAGUUAGAUAGUUAUACAUUCAGUUAGAUAGUUAUACACUCAGUUAGUUAGUUAUACACUCAGUUAGAUAGUUAUACACUCAGUUAGAUAGUUAUACAUUCAGUUAGAUAGUUAUACACUCAGUCAGUUAGUUAUACACUCAGUUAGUUAGUUAUACACUCAGUUAGUUAGUUAUACACUCAGUUAGUUAGUUAUACACUCAGUUAGUUAGUUAUACACUCAGUUAGAUAGUUAUACACUCAGUUAGAUAGUUAUACACUCAGUUAGAUAGUUAUACACUCAGUUAGAUAGUUAUACAUUCAGUUAGAUAGUUAUACAUUCAGUUAGAUAGUUAUACACUCAGUUAGUUAGUUAUACACUCAGUUAGUUAGUUAUACACUCAGUUAGUUAUACACUCAGUUAGUUAGUU